AUGGCAUUUUUACAUUCUCACUCAGAGGAGUGUGCAAAAUCAGAACUAGAUUUAUUCACACUACCUCCAACGCAAACAAGUAUUGAACAAUCGCAAUGGACAUAUUACAACCCUAUGGCAUCUUUAUCGGACGAUACUCCGAUAGAAUUUGUUAUACCUGGACACGGUGAAGAAUACAUUGACUUAUCACAUACUAUGAUAAAAAUUAAAGCAAAAAUUGUACAAAGUGAUGGUACAGCUGCUGAAAAUGAUGUUGUGGGUCCAAUAAAUAAUUUUUUACAUUCAAUGUUUAAUCAAGUAGAUGUCUUUUUCAAUCAAAAAAUGAUUUCACCACCUAAUAAUGCCUACGCUUAUAGAGCUUAUAUUGAAUCAUGUUUAAAUUAUGGAGUCGAUGCAAAAACUACUCAUCUUAAAAUGGCAUUGUGGAGUAUGGAUACAUUAGGAGAAUUUGAUAGUGUAGAAAAGGAUAAAAAUAAGGGUCUAAAAGAUAGAAUGACAUUCACAGCGAAUGGAAAAGCGUUUGAAAUGAUGGGUCAUUUACAUUGUGAUGUUUUUAAUCAAGAUAAAUUUUUACUUAACGGAGUAGAAAUGAGAAUUCGUUUAGUUCGAUCAAAAAAUACAUUUUGUCUUAUGAAUGGAAGUAAAAAUAACUACAUUGUCAAGAUUUUGGAAGCUAUGUUAAUAACGAGAAGAGUGAAAAUUAACCCGAGUAUUUUAAUAGCUCAUGCAAGAACAUUGGGUCAAACAACUGCAAAGUAUCCACUUACUAGAGUUGAAGUUAAAUCUUUGUUUGCGUGA
Molecule: messenger RNA, 798 nt
Organism: Cotesia glomerata
Lineage: Eukaryota; Metazoa; Arthropoda; Insecta; Hymenoptera; Braconidae
Exons: 1
Coding region: 1-798 (265 amino acids)
Biological process (GO): deoxyribonucleotide biosynthetic process
Cellular component (GO): cytosol
Molecular function (GO): ribonucleoside-diphosphate reductase activity, thioredoxin disulfide as acceptor
Source: RefSeq, a predicted model, not a curated record